Fragaria vesca subsp. vesca is the source of this 681-nucleotide messenger RNA. Its product is annotated as non-specific lipid-transfer protein-like. The record is from RefSeq and is a predicted model, not a curated record. NCBI's taxonomy places the organism in Eukaryota, Viridiplantae, Streptophyta, Magnoliopsida, Rosales, Rosaceae. Gene Ontology annotation, cellular component: membrane. Gene Ontology annotation, biological process: lipid transport. Gene Ontology annotation, molecular function: lipid binding. The transcript has 2 exons. Bases 62 to 427 code for a protein of 121 amino acids.
AGCCUAUCUAUCAUUCAUCUAGUUUUCUCUUCUUCUUCUACUGGGAUACAUAUCUAAGAAAAUGACGAGCUGCAGUAUGUCUCUCUUGGCUUUUGGGGUUGUGAUCAUGGUGUUGAUGAUCAGUUCAUGUCCUGCAAAUGGUCUCACAUGCGAUGACACCGCUCGCAUUUUGACACCCUGCCAGGAUUUUUUGGUCGGCAGCGGCCCUCCAACUCCUAGCACCGGUUGCUGUGGAGCUAUGAGAAACUUGGUUUCUAGAGCCACAUCCACCCAAGUACGUAGAGAUCUGUGUGGAUGUAUGAAGCAGAUUAUUCUUGGCUUUCAUGUUGAUGUUGGGAAACUUCAAUUCAUCGUUCCUCAGUACUGCAAGGUCAAAAUUCCUGUACCUCUUGAUCCCAAUGCCGACUGCAGCAAGGUACCUUUUUAGAAGGUAAUUAAACAUGAAACGAAGAGAUUUUGUUUUGGUACGUAGAUGAAGAUUCAUGAGGCCACAAGGGGCAAGAAAAGAGGAACAAAGUAGCUAGUGUUUGGUUCUAUAGUUUGUACUCUACAUUUAUGUAAUUUUCUUUAUCAAAAUAAAGCAAUUGAGACAUUAUAUUUCUUUUUCUAAGGGUGUGACCUUAAUAUGAAUGUUAAUUCUUUGGAUUAAUGUACCUAUAUCGAAAUCAAAAUUGUCAUCUA